GCCCUCCUGUCAGCUGCCUAGAAAAUGGUCAGAUGUGACUCGAACCCCAAAAUAUUCUGCCUCGCACUCGUCUUUACGCACAGCUGCUUCAUCUGAACCAGUAGCUUUUACGCACGGAUCCUGCUGUGUCAUCUCUGUCCAUACCUGCGCUCACAGCUAAUUUCUCUGUAGCUGACAAAACAAGGGGCAAAUUAGAAGCAGAGGAAAUGUUUGGGAUGCGGAUGGGACUCACCGGAUGGUCCACAUGUUGCUGCCUGCUGAUGCUGAUUCACUGUUUGGCUCAAACAGACGCAGCCUUCGCAUGCAGCUCCACUCAGUUUAAGUGUGGAAAUGGGAGGUGCAUCACCCGCAGGUGGGUCUGCGACGGAGGCGACGACUGUGGUGAUGGAACUGAUGAACUGCCUGCAACCUGCGCGGCCAAAACCUGCCUGGAGUCAGAGUUUAACUGCGGUGCUCCAAUGAACCAGUGUAUUCCAGGAAGCUGGCACUGUGACGGCAAAGCUGACUGUGACAACGGCGCUGACGAGAAAAACUGCACUGCUAAGCAGUGCACAAGCGGUGAGUUCCAGUGUGCCAAUGGCCAGUGUAUUUCCACCGACUUCGUUUGCGACAACGACAACGACUGUUCCGAUGGCUCGGACGAGACUUCCUGCCCCAAGCCCACCUGCACCUCUCGGUCCUUCCAGUGCAACAACUCGGUGUGCGUCCCUGCUCUGUGGCGCUGCGAUGGAGACAAGGACUGCCUGGAUGGGUCCGAUGAGUGGCCCGAGAACUGCCCGGGGAAAGAGCCGGAGAAACCGACCCGCUGUGGCAUCCACGAGUUCCAAUGUGCGAAUGGGGAGUGCAUUCACAGCAACUGGAGGUGCGACGGAGGCAUGGACUGUCAGGAUCAAUCGGAUGAGGUCAACUGCAGUCGUCCUACUUGCAGCCCAGAUGAAUUUCAGUGUAGGGAUGGCACCUGUAUCCAUGGCAGCCGCCAGUGCGACAAAGAGCCCAACUGCAGGGACCUCAGCGAUGAGAUUGGCUGUCACAUAGAAAAUGUAUGUGAAGGCCCAACCAAGUUCAAGUGCCGCAGUGGGGAGUGCAUCAGCAUGGAUAAAGUGUGCAACAAGCAGAGAGACUGCAGGGAUUGGUCUGAUGAACCUGUGAAAGAGUGCAACACCAAUGAAUGUUUGGCUGGAAAUGGCGGCUGUUCCCAUUACUGCAGUGAUCUGAAGAUUGGCUACAACUGCUCAUGUCCUGCUGGAUACAUCCUGAAGAUGGACAAGAAAACCUGUGAAGACAUUGAUGAAUGUGCUGAGCCAGACACUUGCAGUCAGAUCUGCAUCAACCUGCCUGGCAGCUACAAGUGUGACUGUGACACGGGCUUCGAGAUCGACCCUGCAACCAAAGCAUGCAAGGCUGAAUCAGGAACUGUGCCCACCCUGUACUUCACCAACAGACAUGAGGUGAGGAAGAUCACAGUGGACCGCAGCGAGUAUGUUCGUGUCAUCCCUCAGCUGAAACACACAGUGGCUCUAGACAUGGAUAUGCCAAACAAGAUGAUCUUCUGGUCUGAUCUGUCUCUAAAGAAAAUCUUCAGCUCCAAGAUGGACGUGGCUGGUAACUCAUCUCACCACAGCGUGGUAAUUGGCAGUGGAAUUGAGGCCCCAGAGGGCAUUGCGGUCGACUGGAUCCAUGGCAACAUCUACUGGACUGACAGCGUUUUGAAGACAAUCUCCAUGGCAACGACUGAUGGCAGUAAGAGGAAGACCCUCAUCAGAGAAAACUUGCAGAAACCGAGAGGCAUCACAGUUGACCCAGUGAAUAACUUCAUGUACUGGACAGACUGGGGUGAGGAGGCUAAGAUUGAGAAGAGCGGGCUCAACGGAGCGGCUCGCGUUGCCUUGGUAACAGACAACAUUGUGUGGCCCAAUGGCAUAACCUUAGACAUGGUGAACCAGCGUCUGUACUGGGUGGACACCAAGUUGCACACUCUCUCCAGCAUUGAUGUAAAUGGAGGAACCCGCCACAGUCUCAUUUUCAGCGAGGAAACGCUCCCCCAUCCAUUCUCCCUGGAUGUCUUUGAGGAGAAAGUAUUUUGGACAGACGUGAACAGCCAAGCAGUUUUCAGUGCCAACCGCCUGACAGGAAAGGACAUCACCACACUGGCAACAGACCUACAGCAGCCAGAAGACAUCCUACUGUACCACAACCUCAAGCAGCCAAUUGGUACAAACUGGUGCAGGGAGGGUAACAGUAUGAAUGGAGGCUGUGAGUUUCUGUGCCUUCCUGCCCCUCGGAUCAACCAGCACUCUCCUAAGUACACCUGCGCCUGUCCUGACAACAAGAUCUUGGGAGCCGACAUGAGGAAAUGUGUGACAGAAGAGCCAGUUGUCCCUUCUGCCAAAAACAAAACUGGUGCACCACUCCCGACGCAAGCUCCUAGCCAGCCUUCUAAAACCAGGCAGCCUGUUACUACAACUACAACUACCACAACCACCACCAAAGAACCCACAACUACCUCAACUACCCAGCCUGCAAGGAGCACACUGAAGCCUGCUGCUAGUGCCCAAGGUAACAGACUGGCAGCCGGGCCUGAAGAAGCCCCUUCAUCCCAUCCUGUUGCUCUCUACAUUGUGGUCCCACUGAUGCUCAUGUCCUUGCUGGUGUUCGGAGCUGUGUUGCUAUGGAGACACUGGCGUCUGAAGAACACCAACACCAUCCACUUUGACAACCCCGUCUACCAGAAAACCACCGAGGAUGAGGUUCACAUCUGCAAGAACAGCUCCGACGGCUACGUUUAUCCUCAGAGGCAAAUCGUUAGCAUGGAUGACAUGGAUAUCGCAUGACCUGAAGAUGAAGAACAAUUCUAGCUUUAAAAUGAAGUGAUUUUCUUUUUCCUGAUGGAAACAUGAAGUAAAGGCCUUUUUUUUCUACUGCUGCUGGUUAACAAACCCUCUUGCCUUCCCCCAGUGACCUCAUUUUGUGGCUUGUGUUUCUGACCUCAGCACUGUGCCGUCCAAAUAUGCAAAGAGAACUGAAAAAAAAUGACUAUCUUUGAAACUUCAGUGUGGCAAAAUACAAGAAGCCAUUUAGUCAGACCACAAAAUAGUUUCAGAAUGAAGGAAUACUGAUGGUUUCGUGACUCUUUUGAGGCUGUCUGAAAAUCAUCUCUUUAAACACCCUUGCUAAAAUGCAGAUAGUUUGCGACCUGCACAUCACCUUAAGGUGCUGUGUAUCUAACAGACUUUAUGCUCUGCAAGUUCAACAUGAAAAGCCUGAGCUUUACUGUCUCAUGUGUGCCUUCCAACAACACUCUGGUAGUUUGCUUUGAAAAGUUUAUUGGAUGAGCAUUAAGUAAAUGCCUUAUUGAUCUUUCUAGCUUCAUUACAUCAUAUUGUGGCCUUGCAGGACGAACCUGGACACAGAGUAGCACCUUUAAUUGACUCCCAUAUCGGAGACAUUUGUCUUGACUAUCAUCCAUUAUAGUCUGUUCCAAAAGUUACCGACAUUUAAUCAGUAGUCUCGUGUUAUUAACGUUUUCCUUUUGUGUCCAGUCUCCGUAUAAGAUGUGUGAGUGUGGAGAGCCACAGAUGGUUUACAUUGUAAAUACAAAAAAGCUGCAGAUUUUUCUGAAGUCACCAAUGAAGAUGAUGUGUUUUUGUUAAAUGAAGAUAAUUAAGUAAAAGUGAUUGUAGUUGAUGACUUAUCACUGUAAAUAGUUUCUGUACAUAUUUUUGUAAAACACUCUUCAGUCCACUCUGGUGUUGCCUUUUGUAAAUUUUAAUCAAGAGAUAUUGUAAAUAUGCAAUAGAUUCUUUUAUUUAUUUAUGGAAAUACAUGUGAGAAGGUUUUUGAUUGUUGUCGACUGACUGUAAAUAGAGCACCUGCAAUAUAUUAACAUGAAACACAGUGAAGUAUUUUGCUCCAGCAGAGCCGGUCUAACCUUUACAUUGUGCAGCUGUUAUUUAACUUAAGUCAAUCAAACCUUCUGGACAGCUGCUCUGAUUCCUGCGUGAGUCACUGCUGCAGGGAAGAACUGCAUGAUGUCCCACUAAGCGCUGAAGAAACUCUCUUUGUUCCUCGUACCAUGAAAUAAUUUAUUUUGCUUUCCUUUUUUUGUUCUUCUUGUUGUUAUUUGCCUGUUUUUUUUGUUGUUGUUUAGUUUUUUAUGGGUUGGGAUUGAGGCACAUACUGUUGUGCAAAGCAUGAUGUUCUCCUUCACAGUCGAAUGUACGUACAAGUCUUUAAGAUUGAUGCACAGCAGUCUGCUUGUUAAUGCACACAGCUUCGUUCAGUUUUGGUUGUGCUGCUGUUUUUUUAAAUAAAAGAAAAACUAUU
Amphiprion ocellaris (clown anemonefish) is the source of this 4323-nucleotide messenger RNA. RefSeq names its product low density lipoprotein receptor b (gene ldlrb). Gene Ontology annotation, molecular function: calcium ion binding; protein binding. Lineage: Eukaryota; Metazoa; Chordata; Actinopteri; Pomacentridae. Bases 207 to 2831 code for a protein of 874 amino acids. The transcript has 18 exons. The record is from RefSeq and is a predicted model, not a curated record.